This is a messenger RNA of Racocetra persica, 162 nucleotides long. The record is from the annotation of a GenBank genome assembly. Lineage: Eukaryota; Fungi; Glomeromycota; Glomeromycetes; Diversisporales; Gigasporaceae.
AUGGCUACAUAUGUUUCCAAGAGCGGUGAAUCUCUUGAAGCAAAAGUUCGUGAAAAACACAUAGAUGAUCCUCGUUUUAGUUUCUUAUUACCUUGGAAUGAGUUUCAUUCUUAUUAUAGGCAAAGAAUUCAACAUGAAAAGGCAACUGUGGCAUCAACAUAA